AUGGCCGAAGUCAUUGGCAUCGUUGCGUCGGCCAUCACCAUCGGCGCGAGUGCAGCUCAACUCUCGCUUGCCCUGUUCGAUGUAGCACACACAAUCAAGAACGCCCCCAAACAGAUUGGGGAGAUUGCGGAGGAAUUCUCCUUGGUUUCUGAGAGUCUGCAAACACUUGCAGAUAUCAUUCGCGCCAAUCAGAACUUGUGCAAGCCAGCGCUUUUUAAAAAUACCCAUACCAUAAUUUCACGGUACAAACAAGUCGAUGCCGAGAUCAAGAAGUUGAUAGAUACGCCCCGGAAACUGGCAGGACUCCAGUGGUACAUCAACAAACCCAAAGCAAAGGGGCUUUUGAAAAAGGUUGAAGGUAUCAAAACCGCUCUCAUCCUGGAACUGAACAUCAUACGCCUUGCGAGAGAAGAAUUCACUCGUCCUCAAACUGAAACUGGUCCCAGUAUUUCAGUUGGACUUCCACCAAAUUUCAACCGGUUUCGAAAAGUGGUAGAGAGCGCUGUUCAGGCCAACCGCAAAGUAGUAGAGAACGCGCAACAGGACGACAAGGAUUCCGGUACCGGAAGACAAAAAUACACCAAUGCAGAAUUGGAUAUAUGGAAAGAGGGCUCUUUCGACACUGCAACAUGGCUAUAUCACCUAGUCUUCAGCCCCGACAUGCCCGAUGCAUCUGAGGCAAAUGCAAAAAGACGUCGGCUCCACCAAGCCUCUGUUGCUGAUGAGUCCCACUCCUCUGAAGAGGAUUCAACUUCGCAUAAACAAGAAGAAGAUUCAGAAAAAAAGUCCAUGAUUGUAUGGAACAAGCAAACCGAACCUGGCUUGGUUGUAGACAGGCUCCUCUCCUCCUGGACUACGUUGUCCUCUGAUCAGAUCACUCGUAGCGCAGCCAAUCAAGAUGGCAACGAAUGGAGAGAGGAUCUCUUGAAAAACAUUGAACAGGCGAAAAAGGAAGAUGACUUAUCUUUCGAUCAGUGGGAGUUACAGAACGAGCCAGUGAGAUCAGACGACGAAGACUUCAAGAGUUUUGAUGAUGAUUCUCUGAGCGGUAUCACUAUGCCAACAUACAAUUUUCACAGCAACACCAGGAAUCACCGCAGCCGUAGUGUAUCGAAACCGGGUGAUGAUGAUGAUCCGUGGUCCUUCAAGUCUGGCGAGUCGCCGGUACAUCGUGAUGUACAACCCAAUCGGCCCAAUAUUGUCAUUUACAACACUAGUCGCGAAUCAAGGCCAAAGCGGUCAGCUGGUGAACACCGGGUGAGGUGGGAAGAAGACAUGUUACCUCUUGAGCGCGAACGCGAGCGCGAACGCCGCCAAAGGUACUCGGGAUACACAAGACCUUCGUAUGCUGAUAACGAAAGCAUUACCUCCAGAGUUCAUACUAUAAGCAGUGAUCGGACUGCUUCUACAAAGGGUAGACCUACAAGUAAUCUCUCCAGCGCAACCGCAUCCAGCCACAAUCCAUUUGAUCCGAGACCUACUCCAUGGCAUGACCGCUUUGAACGAGUGCCAUCAUGGGAGGAACCAGUCUCAGCAUUUCCACAAGGGUCGUCAAAUCCUUUCAGCCAUCCUAUCGAUCCUUGGGCUCAUUGGUCCUCUGCCGCACCUCCCUAUUAUGCUCCUCCUCCUCCACCUGCUCCAAUACCACCGCCAACUCCAACUCAAUUCCACCCGAAUCCAUCAUUCCAAGAUACUCAUACUUCUCCUCCCCCUCGUGUUUCUCCAGAGGAGCAGCCAAAUGAAGCCGAAACAGCGGCGAAAGAGAAAGCCAUCGUGACCGCGAUAGAGAAACUGCUGGAAAAACGAAGCCAAGACAAUCAGUUGGAUCCAAACGAGCCACGCUUCUUGAAACUGGUGGAACUCUUGACUGCACAGCAAGAGCGUGAAGCACAGAAUGAACGCGAGCGAGCCAAUGCAGCCACCGAAACUCAAAUAAAAUUGAUGCAAGCAAUGCAUGACAAAGACAACGAACGAUUGAAGCAACUCGAAAGCCUUGUUGAAGAGAAAAGGGGUGUAGAGGUGGCGUUACAAACUAUGUGGAAGGAAGAAGCUGAGAAAAAAGCCCAAGAAGCGAGAAAUUCUGUCAUGGAAGAGAUGGCUGAGAGGCAAGCAUUGGCAGCCAAAGCAAGAGACGCCGAGAGACAAACACAAAAAGAGGCCGAAGCAAGGGCGGCUAGAGAAAUAAAAAGACUUGAACGUAAUCACCAAAAAGAAAUCAAGCGUUAUGAGGAUUUGCUGCGAGGUUUUCAAGAUCAACAGUUGAAGGCAGAACAGGAUGCACAACUACCGAUACGCCGAACUCGCAUUGCUGAAGGUAAUCGCAGUGUUGAUGUCACGGAGUACUCAACUGACAGACGGAAUCCCUUUCUAUCAUCUUCGUCCAAUCUAAGAAACCUCCAGUAUGGAUUUGCUCAAUUUGGAACAAGCCUUAAACCUCCCAAUGCCCAGCCUCAGCAUCCACGGCACUCACGUCGCAACAGUUUUCGCAGCUCAACUCCAUCUUUACAGUCUUCACAUGCAUCAAUAGGGACUGGGAAUACGUCUAACGCGACUGAAACCUCCCAGCAGCUGAUCAUCUUUCCAGCGAAAGCUGAUCGAGCAUCACGACAAAUAACAAAGCUCCAGACGUCGCUUGCUGCACAUGGCAUCGACUCCACCUUUGAGGACCCGGAUGAAGACCCCGGCAAUCAAAUGAUACCCUACAAUCACGAUGAAUCGGGCGACCAGUUGGUGCGAAGUACCAUUUUCUGGGAAGCGGCAAUGCUGAGCUUGGGAAGCGAGCUUCUAUUGACCAUGCGACAAGCUGGAUGGAGACCAGCGUAUACGAGAACUUCUGAAAAAGGACAAACCCACUUUCUCGGGAAUCAACCGGUGCAUGCCUAUUUCUUUAGUCCAGACUACAAGCCUCAAUUUUCUCCGUCCACGAGAUCGUCCUUCAAGGAGACCAUUGUUAUACAAAAAUCCCUGGUGGAGGAAUACGCACUGAUUGAGUUGGGCUUCGAGUUUGAAGCCAAGGACUCGGGAGUCUACGUCCUAGAUGGAAGACUUACUUAUAACGACAUUGAAAGCCUUGUAGAGAGAUCAUUUCUGAUGAGAGAGAACAAUUAUCGACGGCUACACCGACAGCUCCAAUGGCACUACGACAAAGGUACUAACAAAGCAUCCUCAACGCGACACGAUAGAUCAUACACGCCAUCAAUAGCUUCUACAGCAUCCAUUUACUCGGGAGACGGCGACCACACAUCUUGCGCCGACAGCGAUACAGACACUGAAGCCAAACAAAGCUCCAGAGCUACCACCGUCGCUCGCUAUGACCAUAGUGAUGACGACGGCGAUCACGUGUCUACGCGGAGUAGAAGCAGCAGAGGCGGGAGCCCGGUCAAGUCGCCCUCGAUUGUUUCCUGGGAGUCAAAGUCAACCAAUCCCUUUCGUAAACACAUGAUUCAGGUCAAGGAAAUCAAGGAUGCUCCAAAGCCGCACUCUCCCAGCGUGAGUAUUUGGGAUGAUCCGGCGCCUGAGCCACUUGUGUAG
Molecule: messenger RNA, 3531 nt
Organism: Bipolaris zeicola 26-R-13
Lineage: Eukaryota; Fungi; Ascomycota; Dothideomycetes; Pleosporales; Pleosporaceae
Exons: 5
Coding region: 1-3531 (1176 amino acids)
Biological process (GO): regulation of DNA-templated transcription
Source: RefSeq, a predicted model, not a curated record